Messenger RNA from Fibroporia radiculosa, 984 nucleotides. RefSeq lists its product as uncharacterized. The transcript has 13 exons. The coding region runs from base 1 to 984 and encodes 327 amino acids. NCBI's taxonomy places the organism in Eukaryota, Fungi, Basidiomycota, Agaricomycetes, Polyporales, Fibroporiaceae. The record is from RefSeq and is a predicted model, not a curated record.
AUGGUCGACUGGCAAUCAGAGGCGGAGAUUGCCCAGGACUCUGCGGCAUUUGACAAGUUCAUGCACACCCUGCUGGGCCUUUACAUUUGGGAGUUCGUGACCUCGCUCCCCUUUGAUUGGGCCUUCAUCAGCGGGAAGAAGAAAUUCAGAUGGCCAAUGAUUUUCUACUUCGCUGGCCGAUAUUUCUUGCUAUUUGCAUUGAUUGGCAUUGCGAUCGCGUUGAACGUUACUGUCUUCGGGAAUGCGUCGAUUGGACUUGCUAGCAUCAACCUCUCCCUUCGCACUAUCGCUGUGUGGUCACAGAAUCCGUACAUUGUUGGACUGCUCGUGUGUGUCAUCCUCGGGCAUUGGUCGCUCCUGCUACACGGUAUUCUCAUCAAAGCGGCGUGGAUCCCUGGAUCCGGUUGCGCCAUCACGGACACCAAUAACCGUGUAUUGGCGGCGACGUUCAUUUACUCCAUGGCCUUCGACUUCCUUGUGCUCACUCUGACCGCAUGGAAGUUGGCUAUCCCGCGUCGGAGGGAGCAGAGCCGGAUUGUGCAGCUCAUUUUUGGUGACGGGCUCAUCUUCUUCAUCAUUGCAUUUUUGUCGAAUUUGCUCGCAACGAUAUUCAUGAUGCUGGAUCUGAAUGCGGUCAUGUCGAUCAUUGCCAAUGUGCCUGCUGCGAUCGCUUCGACGAUUGUCGCAUGCCGUGCGGUCCGUAGGUUGAGCAACUAUACUUCUCCUGGCGCAGAGGUGUUCGGUUCAACCGUGGGUUCAACAAUUGCAUUCAGUCGCGGCAUGCGCACGCGUGGUGGCCCUUCUGUUACAAUAGGUAGUACUGAUAAGAAGGAUGGGGUGCACGUCCAGAUGGAGACUUUUGCAGCAGUCUCAGACCCCUUGCCAACGAACUUCGUGCGUUAUGAUGUCACAGGCAAAAUAGUCACGUCGGAUAUCGAAUCCGACGCGUCGCCCAUCGACGAGUACAAACACGCCGAAUACUAG